Papaver somniferum (opium poppy) is the source of this 1206-nucleotide messenger RNA. RefSeq names its product bifunctional monothiol glutaredoxin-S16, chloroplastic-like. Lineage: Eukaryota; Viridiplantae; Streptophyta; Magnoliopsida; Ranunculales; Papaveraceae. Bases 75 to 1016 code for a protein of 313 amino acids. The transcript has 2 exons. The record is from RefSeq and is a predicted model, not a curated record.
UAAAAAUACGGACAUAAUUGGUGGUGGUUUUGUUGAACUCGACGACUGACUGAACCGAUAAAAGACCAGAAACUAUGUCCUCCACAUCAAUGGCGUCAUUCACCUUCUCCUCCACCACCACCGCCACCAUUACAUCACACUGUUCAUCAUCAUUAUUUUCUACAAUUUCUCCCAAGAAUACCCCUUAUCUUUGUUUUCAUUCAAGCAUUAACCAUCGCUCCACUUCAUUUCCUCUAGUAUCGUCUUCAAAAUUCACCACCACCACCAUCACCACCAAAAGGAGACCACUCAGAGCUCUCACAAUCGUUUCUGCUGUCAAGAAAAUCUCGGAAUCAGAACUAAUUUCUGUUUCUGAUGAAUCAGAGGAUCUGAGAUCGAAGGUUCCAUCAGCUUCUGGUGUUUAUGCUGUUCAUGAUAAUAACAGUGACUUACAAUUUAUUGGUAUAUCUAGAAAUAUCUAUGCAAGUAUCAUUUCUCACCGAAAAUCUGUUCCUGAAUUAUGCUCUGCUGUUAAGGUAGGAGUGGUAGAUGAGCCUGAUCGAGAAUCUCUGACACAAGCUUGGAAAUCAUGGAUGGAAGAGCACAUAGCAGCGACCGGAAAAAUUCCACCUGGCAAUGAAUCAGGUAAUUCUACAUGGGUCAAGAAGACACAGAAGAAGCCUGAUCUCCGCUUAACACCUGGUCGUCACGUACAAUUAACUGUCCCACUGGAGAAUCUCAUCGAUCAAUUGGUGAAAGAGAACAAAGUGGUGGCAUUCAUCAAGGGAUCAAGAAGUGCCCCAUUAUGUGGGUUCUCACAGAAAGUGGUUGGGAUACUUGAGGGUGCUGGGGUAGAUUACGAGACUAUAGAUGUGCUUGAUGACGAACACAACUUUGGGUUAAGGGAAAAGCUUAAGAGUUACAGCAACUGGCCAACAUUUCCACAGAUUUUCGUCAAUGGAGAGUUGGUUGGAGGGUGUGAUAUUCUGACAUCCAUGCAAGAGAACGGUGAGCUUGCAUCACUUUUCAAGAAGUAAAAGUUUGAAUCUUACUUCUCGUGUAAUCUCUCGGAGAAGUGUUUUUCAACUGUGUACCCAAAUUUAGUUCAGUUUAUCAAAUAGUGUAACAAUUGAUUGGUCAAUUGACGGUCAAGCAACCCAAAGCCAGCAAGGGAGUUUGGACCUUGUGCAAAAUUACUCAAGUAAGAAUAUAUUUUUUUCCCCUCCA